GUGCCAUUUCUUCCGUCCGAAACGACAUCGCAUCAGCCGAGUGUUACGGUUCUGUCUACGUCCUGGUUUUCAUCGAACCCGUUGUCUCCCUUUUUCCCUCUCGCUCGCUCUCUCGCUCUCUACAGUUAGAUCUCUGUGUGGGGACCUGGGGAAGAGAAUACCGAGUGCAGUGAGGCGACAAGAGGGAAAAGAAUAAAGAAAAGGAAGAGAAGAUGGCAGCGGCGUCGUUUAGGUGGAUAUUACAGCUGCACAGGGACGUGCCAAAAGCAGCUAGCUUUUACUCUCAGGGACUCGACUUCACUGUCAACGUUUGCACUCUUCGCUGGGCCGAGCUCCAGUCGGGUCCUCUCAAGCUUGCCCUUAUGCAAUCACCAAAUGAACAUGUCAUGCAGACAGGAUGCGCUUCGCUACUAUCAUUCACAGUGACCGACAUCAACAAUACAGUGACAAAAUUAAUGGCAUUAGGUGCAGAACUAGAUGGUCCCAUCAAAUAUGAAAUCCAUGGGAAGGUAGAAACUUCCUCUACUGUAGAUAUUUUCAGAGUGAAUUUUUCCUCCAGAGUUGGUACUCAAAAUAUCAGAGUUUUGCAUGAUUUGCUUGUAAUCAGGUUGCAGCCAUGCGAUGCGUUGAUGGUCACAUGCUAGGCCUCUAUGAACCUGCAUAGCACUCCAAACUCCAAA
Carica papaya (papaya) is the source of this 680-nucleotide messenger RNA. The record is from RefSeq and is a predicted model, not a curated record. NCBI's taxonomy places the organism in Eukaryota, Viridiplantae, Streptophyta, Magnoliopsida, Brassicales, Caricaceae.